Molecule: messenger RNA, 720 nt
Organism: Aplosporella prunicola CBS 121167
Lineage: Eukaryota; Fungi; Ascomycota; Dothideomycetes; Botryosphaeriales; Aplosporellaceae
Exons: 2
Coding region: 243-629 (128 amino acids)
Biological process (GO): cellular response to oxidative stress
Cellular component (GO): cytoplasm
Molecular function (GO): sulfiredoxin activity
Source: RefSeq, a predicted model, not a curated record
UCAUCAUGAAAGUUGUAGUUCAGGUAGGUGGAAAGUGAAGGAGUAGUUGGUAGGUGAAGAGGGAAUGGUGUCAUCGCCGCGGUCGAGUCUCUUCGUCUUUGUAAGUUGCCCUCGAGUCUUAACAUAUUUAAGACCAGGCUGCGCCCGCUCUUGACGCCGUGUGAAUUCCAAAUCCUCUCCUCAAAGCCCACCAAUCAAGUGCGCGACAGCCGAAACCCACCUAAAGCAUCACCCACGGCACCAUGGCUCUCGCCGGCAGCAUCCAGUCACGAAACCUGCCCGUGACGCAGAUUCCGCUCAAAGACAUCCUGCGGCCCAUUCCUCCCGUUAUCGAUUCACCCAAGGUCGACUCCAUGGUCCAGACGCUCCGCGGCGAGGCGUGCAGCUACGUCCCAACGCCAGCACCCGAAAACAUCGAGCCCGGCAAGCUGCCGCCCGUCGACGUCCUGCACUACCACUCCGCGUCGCAGAACAAGAACUAUUAUUUCGCGUUUGGCGGGUGCCAUCGCAUGCAGGCCUACGAGAAGGCGGGCAACGAGGUGGUCGACGCGCGGGUCAUGAAGGUUACGAAACCCAUGUUGAAGGUGUAUCUAGGAGGCAGCGUGGACCGGAUCGUGGGGGAGGAAUGAGGCGGGCCUCCAAGCGGGGACCAGUUGUACAAUUAAUUUUAGAUAAUAGACGGCCAGCGAUGGUCAAUGAUACCCUGUGAUAGAUGUCGGG